CGAGGACUCGAGCAAAAAGCACCUUCUCAUCAGUGACGUCAUCUCGAGUACUUUGGACCCGAAACCAGAGGGUGUUUUGCCAGAAAAUGUCACGAUUAUCCUGGAACACACCAACAUGUCGCAGCCAUCCAGCUAUAAACCGAAAUGUGUUUUCUGGAAGUUUAAAGUUGAUAAUCAAUUCAAUGGUACAUGGUCUUCGUCUGGCUGUACUGUUAAAGAAUCCAACAACAACCGAACCGUGUGUUCAUGUAAUCACAUGACAAGCUUCGCUUUACUCAUGCAAGUUGAUGAACAAAAAACUGAUAGCGAGUACAGAUUAGCCAUGAAGUACAUAACGUAUAUUGGUUGUAGUUUCUCACUUCUUGGCGAAGCACUCACUGUACUUGCCUAUGUACUACUCAUGAACAUGAAACACGAGCAGGCGCAGAUCAGAGUAAACCUUGCUGUUUCACUUGCUGUUGCUCAGAUCUUCUUUCUGUCUGGUAUCACGGCUACAGAAAACCAGGGUGUCUGUACAUUUGUUGCCGUCAUGAUUCACUUCUUCUACCUCGUGGCGUUCGGUUGGAUGAUGCUUGAAGGAGUCUACCUUUAUCUCAUGGUUGUCAAGGUUUUCAACACCAUCAUCAAGAUGAAGCUGUACUACCUGUUUGCCUGGGGUUAUCCGGUAGUUAUUGUGGCAGUUUCUCUCAUCAUAGCCUCCACCCUUGAAGAUGGCAUCAACAGCUACACUCGCGACAAUUUUUGCUGGGUUUCGUUUUCUAAUGAUUUGAUUUGGACAUUCGUGGCUCCGGUGCUCAUCAUCAUUUUUGUCAACAUGUUUGUUCUCAUUCGUGUUGUACGAGAGCUAACAAGACUAAACAAGUCGAAGUCAGAAGCAGGCUCAAAAUCUUUCAAACAAGGUACAAAGGCGUGUGUAGUACUGUUUCCUCUACUUGGUUUAACGUGGUUGUUCGGUCUCCUGACAGUCACAGACGCGGGACUUGCUUUUCAGUACAUCUUCACUAUACUAAACUCCUUCCAGGGUUUUCUGAUCUUCAUUUUGCAUGUGCUAAGAAACGGUGAAAUCCAAAGCGCGUUCAGAAGAAAAAUACRGCGUUGGGAGACCACAAGAGGAACAAACUUCUCCUCAAAAUCUGGUGUUGACCAUUCAGUCGCCUCGAGCACAGACAAGAAACCUCUGAAACAGUUUGCAAGCGCCGAGAGCCUUCAAGACAACCUUGUAAGGAACAACCGAGUACUUCCUGUCAUGGUGAAAUGAGAAGGAAAAAAUUGCUGGGUUUCAACUGACGUCAUUUCCUGACUCCAUUUCAACAGCUAAAUCGCAACUUAACGAUAGCGUUCUUUCUGUUUGACAGCACAUGGCCUUCAGUGUUUGACCACCAUUUGGAGCUAGUCAGAUGAGAUUUGAAGACUUUUUUCAGCUGAUUGAAACCCAGUAAUUCAUCUGGUAGUAACAGUACAUGUAUUACAACACAACUCUGCCAUUCUUGAGGAAUUAGCACUAGAUAAAGUUAAGGUGGACGAGGAAUCGAUUAUUAAAUCCACUACGUCCACGACUGCUGACUUGACUUACUGCAUCUCAUGCACUCAGAUUUACUCCCACAAUGCUUUGAGCCACACAAAAUCUUGCACCUUAUUAUCAUAAUGACGUCACGGAUAGCCCUACUAUAUGGAAAUGUUUUUGUGCUGUUUUCUUUGCUAGUAAAGGUGCUGACACACGGUGCAACAUUGCACGCAACAUUGAAAGCAACAAAUUUGAUUCGGGGUGACACACAUUGCAACAAAAUCACACAACAUCGCUUGUGUCAGCCUGCUAUAUUAAGAUAUUUGGUCAGCAGUUAAAAAUUUGGUGCAAGCUGAUUGGGGUAGACACACGUUGCAACAGUCAUGUUGCAUGCAAUGUUGCACCGUGUGUCAGCACCUUAACGGUUUCAGUUGAUUUCAACGACGCCAUGUUGGCUGACCUAACAAGUUGUAGUCAACCAACAUAGCGGCUAUGACGUCACAUGACCUCAAGAAUAUGAGUAGGACACGACUACAUCUGCUUUGAGGAUUCUUUCGCCAGAUAUGAGUGUGUAGCUCAAAGCAGAUUAUUUAUUACGAUUAUCGUUUUCUUUUCUUUUCUUGCACUCCAGGCAUACCUAUGUAUAUAUCAUACGUUUUUGUACAUUACUUUAAAAUAAGGUUUAACUAUAGGUAUUAACGUACAUA
Actinia tenebrosa (Australian red waratah sea anemone) is the source of this 2211-nucleotide messenger RNA. Its product is annotated as adhesion G protein-coupled receptor D1. Gene Ontology annotation, cellular component: plasma membrane. NCBI's taxonomy places the organism in Eukaryota, Metazoa, Cnidaria, Anthozoa, Actiniaria, Actiniidae. Gene Ontology annotation, biological process: G protein-coupled receptor signaling pathway; cell surface receptor signaling pathway. The record is from RefSeq and is a predicted model, not a curated record. Gene Ontology annotation, molecular function: G protein-coupled receptor activity.